AUGAAGCCUUCGCAAGCACUUCUUAUAAUUGUGUCCUUGACGUGCUCAGCUUGGGCCCAAAGCAACACGCUCUCCCCAGCACAAGAUGCUGCCUCCUCUCAGGCACGUCAGCCGGAAACCUCAGCGGCCAAUGCUCCAGCAUCAUCAGUCGGGAGACCGCCCGCGUCAGCUAGUUCGCCCAAUGUAGAUGUACCGCCCCUAGGCAGCUCCGCCCGACCCGACCCCCAAGAAACAACCGCUGCCGUAAGUCAACCUGUGCCGAAGACGCCAGGAAACUCGCCCAAAGCGACAUCCGGAGCUGUGCAAGUUGCCGCCUCUUCGAAGGGAGACGACCGGACAGUCGAUUCGCCGUCACCUAGUGUCGUCAACGUAAACCCGGACAACUCUAACAACCCGCAGGCCACCCGGGCCCCGUCCAUCUCUGUCCAAGGAGGGGCGACAAGCACCGGAGCUGCAUCCGCUGCUCCAACCACCAGCAAAACUGGGCCAGCACAACCCGGCUCACCUUCCAAUGGCAAUGGCACAGAUACUAGAUCGGGAGGCGGAUCCGGUGUCGGCGCCGGCGCAGGUGUAGCCACCGCCUCGCCGUCAUCACCGAACCUCGCGACAACAGUGUCCUUCUCCGCUCAGCCCUCUGAUGGAUUCUCAAACGUCAACCAGUCCGUCGUCGAGAAGAUGCCUGAAUCGAAAACACCUACGCCACCAGAUGCUUCUACGCUUGAGCAGUUCAAUGCUGAGUUGACCGCCAACGUCCCCGAAAAGGCCAUAUCUCAAAAGAAUGCGAAGGCUUUAGCUAUCCUGGAGACAGCCUACUUUGAGUAUUUCGUCAAUAAAGACCCUGCACCGGUAGACAUGGGAAGGAUUGCAAUACCCGCUAGCAUCUCUCAGUGCCAGACCCAGUAUGCAAGGAAUCUAGUGAAGAGAAACAGCAUCGUCGACGAGAUUCUAAGCUAUGUCCCUCUCCUGUCAAGAGAUCUCCGUGGCUUUGACAAUUGCAAGGCUGUCGAAUCUUUGGAGGUUGGAGUCUACUUCCACUACAUGAGAGCCACAUCAACCGCCGACAGACCCAAUGAGCUGGAGUCUCGAGUGAAAGCCCAGGUCGACGUCCUCAAAGAAGCACUAGGCGCAAUCAAGAUCAACUUUCGCUACAUGUCCCUGAACUGGUGGGAGCCCAAGACCGGCGAAGACUGGUCCGUCGUCACACGCAGAGAAACCAAACUGCAAGAGUGGCAGCAGCGUACCCGUGCCCCGGGAAAGCUCACUCUAACAGUGUGGCUUGUGAACGGGCUUCGCGGGAGCCAAAACGACGAUCUCAAUAGCUACGCCACCUUUCCCAACGAGAACUUGGACGCGAAUGACGGCAUCGUGAUUGAGGCCGCGCAUGUCCAGGGCGGAGAUUCUACUACGCUCGUUCACGAUGUCGGACACUGGUUGGGGUUGGGACACACAUUUGGCGAUAUCGGGACGCAGUGCGCCAGCCAGGACGGGUUGACGAACGCGACGCAAACAUGGGGAAUGAAAGACGUGGUUUACGAAUGUUCUCAGGUCCCCUGUUCAGGCGGGAGCGCGGUUGAGAUAAACAACUACAUGAGCUACUCCUCAUGUCGCGGCAAAACUCCGCAGGACGGGUUCACGACGGACCAGAAGGCGCGGAUGUUUGCCAAUGCGCUGCAGUUCCGUCGCGGGUACGAGGCGGGAGAGUGCAUGCCUGACGGCAAGGCGGCUGUGCGGAAACGGUCUAGCAUGCAGGAUUUGUUGGAUGGCAAGUGCCCUGACGUUGACAAACAAGCCAAUAUCCUGAUGGACGCGCCUCAUAGUCUGAGCGCAAGGACGCACGGAUUGUCAAAGAUGGGAUGGGCUGUUCUUGCAGGGUGGUGGGCGGUGAAACUGGUCAUGUAG
This is a messenger RNA of Colletotrichum siamense, 1899 nucleotides long. Its product is annotated as Extracellular metalloprotease. The coding region runs from base 1 to 1899 and encodes 632 amino acids. Gene Ontology annotation, molecular function: metallopeptidase activity. The record is from RefSeq and is a predicted model, not a curated record. The transcript has 6 exons. NCBI's taxonomy places the organism in Eukaryota, Fungi, Ascomycota, Sordariomycetes, Glomerellales, Glomerellaceae.